This is a messenger RNA of Eremothecium sinecaudum, 702 nucleotides long. RefSeq names its product Fin1p (gene FIN1). The record is from RefSeq and is a predicted model, not a curated record. The transcript has a single exon. Lineage: Eukaryota; Fungi; Ascomycota; Saccharomycetes; Saccharomycetales; Saccharomycetaceae. The coding region runs from base 1 to 702 and encodes 233 amino acids.
AUGAAUAAUCCACUGAAAGAUAUAAGUAAUAAAGAACUAUCCAAUCGUAGUUCUAAUGUGUUUAAAAGACUUAACACUUCUCCUAUGAGGAGGCCAAAUUAUGCAGGUAUUGAUAAGGCCUCAAGUAGAUUUUCUCCUGGAUAUUUAAACAAUUAUACCUCUCCGAAAGCGCUUCUAGCUCCAGAGCCGGUAGAUGGAAGUCAGAGUUACUUGAGGGUAGAUACAACUCCUUCUUCCCAGUUAAACCAAGUUACAAAGAUUUCUGACGUUAUGUUCCCAAAAUCGCCGAUAAAAAUAGGUAAUGAUGGUUUCAGCAAUACAACAAUUGUGGGAGGAGACGGUUCUCAGAGUAGGAUAAAGAAUAGAUUAUCUCCAAUGAAGGAGCAUAAGUCGAUAAUAUCUACUAACGAUAGUACCUUGAGUCCAACAAGGCAAAAUUUGCUUACAAAAUUACAAAAAGAUGAAGACCUUUCAAAAAUGACCAGAAAGAAUACAAAAAUUAAUUCAGAGUUGGUAACAAAUUUUAAAGUAAGUAAACCGAACGUUGUUACCAGGAGCCGAAGUGUGAAGUUUGAACUUCCCGAAGACAGGAUGAUUUCCAUGGAACUACAAACCCUUAAAGAGCAAAUAAGGGUGUUGUUGGAACGUCAGGAUGAGCUUGAACUGCGAAUAAUGGAACUUGAAAAGGAUAAAAAGGGUUAG